AUGAACUCUAUAAUACAACAAUAUUUCAAUCAAAUUGCUUAUGGUAACACUAUGGCUCCGUUGACUAAUCCAUAAAGAGUUCUUGAUCUUGAUCACUUGGUUCUCUUGAUUUCAUCCUUUCUAGAAGAUCAAGAUUUACUACAAUUUAUAUAAACGAAUUCAAAGAUAAGAAAUUUGUCAAAGGGAUGCAAUUAAUUGAAUGUGAGAGUCUUAUAAAUUAGAUUAACCAAGUAAAAAAUAAUCUUAGAUAACUUUAUUGAAGAUCCCAGUUUUAUAAUUAGUAAGCAUCGUAACAACUGUUAUUUUUAUAAGUUCAAUCAUUAAAAACUUGCACAGAAAUACUUUAUAAAACUCUAAGAUUUACUCAAAACUAAAAAGGCUCAAUAAUAAUCAUAAAUAUAAUUAUAAAAUAAUAAACCUUAAUAAAAUGAGUAGCUAAUCUAAACAGUAUUAACAGUGUAGACUGAAAUUCCAAAAAAUGAUGUGGAAAAACUGAUUUCAAACAUUUACACUUUAAUGAAUGAAGAACCUGAACAACCCAUUAAAACAUAUAAAUUAAAUAUUAAAAUUAAUGAUAUUACCAAAAAUUUAUGCCCAAUUGUUCAAUAUAAUAGAGUCAAGCAAUUAGCCAACAAAAUUAAAGCUAAGAAGUAAUAUGAAGUUAUUCAUUUAUGA
Molecule: messenger RNA, 675 nt
Organism: Paramecium tetraurelia
Lineage: Eukaryota; Ciliophora; Oligohymenophorea; Peniculida; Parameciidae
Exons: 4
Source: RefSeq, a predicted model, not a curated record